UGUCCGUUCCCCAGGUAAGCAUAAAUCGUGAUUGUGCUCCCAAGUGACCCGCUAAAAUCCUCACCUUUUUACAAAAGCCUUUCACUUCAGAGUUCAUUUAGUUUGCUGUACGCUGGUGGGUGACAGGAGCUCCGUUGGCGAAACUUUCGUUUUCAUUGCUCCAUCACUCUGCACUGUAAACGCCACAAUGGCAUUGAAAUUGACGUCAUUGCUGAUUAUUACCCUAGUUCUCACCUCUUGUGAAGUUCUGACCAAAACUGGAAAGGCCAACAGAGGGCGUCACAUGAAGAAGGAAUGGCGAGGUGAAAGAAAAGCCACAGAGGCUGACUCAAAGAGUCUUCCAUCUCAGGCAGACGUAUGUGCAGGUGUUGAGUGCGGGGUGGGCAAGGAGUGCACAUUGACGACUGAUGGAGAGGCUAGCUGUGUCUGCGUCCAAGAAUGUAGACGUCAUCGCAGCCGUUUACUCUGCGCAUCUGACGGUGUGACGUACACCAAUGAAUGUGAGCUGCAGAGAGCUGCAUGUCGAGGCGGAAUCCAGCUGUUUAUCGAACACGAAGGCAUCUGUGCUCCUUUGCCCACAGAUCCCACCCCUACCUCGAGUCCAGCCUCCCGUACCCAUCCCAUCGCAUGCUAUCAAGAUCAGAGAGACACACUGCAGCGUCAGAUCGUUGAGUGGUUACAGGGAGUAAGUGCGUCUGCAGGACCCGAGGAUAACGCCUACGAAGCGCUGCUAGAAGAUUGCUUUGCACGAUUCGACGAUACUCAAGAUAAUUUCCUCGAGCCCACCGAGUUCAUGAAGUUUGUUGAGCACAAUGAGACAUUACAGAAUACAACUGACGACUUGAAUCAAUACUAUGAGGAGAACACCUUGCUGAGAAGCCUUUGCGUUGAUGCACUCCUGGCUGAGGCAGAUGAGAACUUCGAUUGGAGGCUGAGUUUAUCUGAAUUCAAGAAGGUCAUGAUGCCUGGAUUCAACCCACCCACCAAGUUGUGCUCCUUGGAAGGCAAAUAUUUUAUGGACGGCCAAGAGAAGAAGAAUAAAUGCAAUAUCUGCAUUUGUGCUUGCGGUAACUGGGUGUGUACAGCCAACGCGUGUGAUGGACGAUUUAUUGCAGGGCAGAGAGCAAUGGAGGAAAGCACAGAGGAAACCGUUUCUAAAGACACUUGGCUGAACAUCAUGAAGAAGUUAUCUUCCGUGGACCCUGUCAAGUUUCCAACAGAUUCGUACAAUGUCAGUCAGCUAGCUGCCAAAGUGAUCGGAAGAGAGGAAACGGUCAUUGAGACAUCUACAGAAGAAGCAAGAGAGCAUGCGCAUGAUCAUGACAUCGCAUUGCCUAGAAAACCUUCAUUUUCGAAGGGCUCCCUCAUAGGUUUGAAGAACACAAUCUCCAAGAGUUUUGGGCAUCUUAGGGAGAUUGUUGAAGCAACGCCCGAGGAGGGAAAGAAGAUGCGAGAUAAAGUGUAAAUAUGAACACGCUGUGAGGAAAUGUUCGAUCGCCUUGUAUUGUGAAUGCUUCAUGAUAUACCUACGCAUAAUCAAUUAGAUUAAGUACCAAACCCACGGAAUUAGCCAGUGAAAUGGUAAAAUAAAGACUACGGGGAAAGCGUAUUCUAGAGUAAAUUUGUGGUUAGGUUUGGCUAGAUUGGCUGCCCAGUUGACGUCGGUGAAAUCGGUGUCAUGUGAAAUGUGGACUUCUAUGGAAUCUGGUUUCCUUUACCUGAGGUCUAUGGACUCUUAACUUUUACAAGUGAACUGCCACUGUCUUGAUUAUUGUCACUAAGGCAUGCGCAAUACAACCAAUGAUACAAUAGGGAGGUAGACUUACUUUUGAUCACAACACCCGAGAAUUUUGCACCUGUAAUUUUCAACCGAAUCUCCGGUCUGCACCAGCAGGAUGACCCGGAUGUUGCAUCCUUGACCUUACGGAUACGUGAUUCCAAACCGCAUCACUGCAUCUAUAUCUCAUGGAGUCCACAUUUCGCACUACAUCAGCGAACUCUACCAUGGGUACGCUCGGUGAAUUUCACAGGAACUACAGCAAACGAUUUCGAAAUUUUGUUUUUUUUUGUUUUCAGAAUAUCAGAUAACCGAUAAGCAGAACAAUAGAAAACAGUUGUUGCCAAAACGUUCGACCAGCUUUUCUGCUUUUCCGAACGAAGAAAACGUGUGAUCUGAUUUUCUGCUCUUCGAGCAAGACAGAAAACAACAGAUGUCCACUUUUCGUCCGCCACUGCCUGUGGAAACGUGAAAAUCACCCUUUUUUAAAGCAAAAAGCAGAAAAGCAGAAAAUGUAACCUUCGAAAACUAUUCUGACAGCACAAAAGUAGAUGACCACUUUUUGUACUCAAUAACUUUCGUCCCCCUUAGGCCCAUACGUUUGUCGAUACAUGGCGUUCACUAUUGUUCCAGUCGAGAUAGCUCUGCACAGUCUCGUAAUGAUAACGUCUUUGGAAGUUCAAACGUUAUUGCUUAUUUUGCUUAUCAGUGAUUCAACGAAAGUUAAGUAAUAAUAUUGCCAUUGGAUUCGCGUCAUUAAUUUAUGCCGGUAUGUCAUCGUCAGCUUUGUCAAUUUAAAGAAAGAAAGCUCAGAAUCCAAAGAAUAUACAUAACAUUUCAAAAUGGAAGUCUUAGAAUGCUCUUCGAUGGAUUUUUUUUCCAAAAUAAGUAUCUCAGAAAUGAAAUGUGUAUAAAGCUAUUUUUUUCAAAUUUACUUUAUUACGAAACCAACUUAAACAUUAAUUUAACUUUUUGAAAAUGUAUGUUAAAUUGCUUUAAAUAAAAUAAACAAUUCGAAAGUAAAUAAUGUGCAUGCGCAAACUUAGAUUAAAAAAAAGUUUAGAAAGCGA
This is a messenger RNA of Patiria miniata (bat star), 2847 nucleotides long. Its product is annotated as follistatin-related protein 1-like. NCBI's taxonomy places the organism in Eukaryota, Metazoa, Echinodermata, Asteroidea, Valvatida, Asterinidae. Gene Ontology annotation, biological process: regulation of BMP signaling pathway; cell differentiation; multicellular organism development. The transcript is spliced from 11 exons. Bases 188 to 1465 code for a protein of 425 amino acids. Gene Ontology annotation, molecular function: calcium ion binding; protein binding. The record is from RefSeq and is a predicted model, not a curated record.